CCCCGCCCGUCCUCCGGCCAAGAUGUCUGACAUGGAGGAUGAUUUCAUGUGCGAUGAUGAAGAGGACUAUGACCUGGAAUACUCUGAAGAUAGUAACUCUGAGCCAAAUGUGGAUCUGGAAAAUCAGUACUACAAUUCCAAAGCAUUAAAGGAGGAUGAUCCCAAAGCAGCAUUGAGCAGUUUUCAGAAGGUUUUGGAGCUUGAAGGUGAAAAAGGAGAAUGGGGAUUCAAAGCACUGAAACAGAUGAUUAAAAUAAACUUCAAAUUGACUAACUUUCCUGAAAUGAUGAACAGAUAUAAACAGCUAUUGACCUACAUACGGAGUGCAGUUACAAGGAAUUACUCUGAAAAAUCCAUCAAUUCUAUUCUUGAUUAUAUCUCCACUUCCAAACAGAAUUCUGAUUUUUUAUGCCAGAUGGAUUUGCUUCAGGAAUUUUAUGAAACAACACUUGAAGCUCUGAAAGAUGCUAAGAAUGAUAGAUUGUGGUUUAAGACAAACACAAAGCUUGGCAAAUUAUAUUUAGAACGAGAAGAAUAUGGAAAAUUACAGAAGAUUUUGCGCCAGUUGCAUCAGUCAUGCCAGACUGAUGAUGGAGAAGAUGAUUUAAAAAAGGGCACCCAGCUAUUGGAAAUCUAUGCAUUGGAAAUUCAAAUGUAUACAGCACAGAAAAAUAACAAAAAACUUAAAGCACUAUAUGAACAGUCAUUGCACAUCAAGUCUGCCAUUCCUCAUCCACUGAUCAUGGGGGUCAUCAGAGAAUGUGGAGGCAAAAUGCACUUAAGGGAAGGAGAAUUUGAAAAGGCACACACUGACUUUUUUGAAGCAUUCAAGAAUUAUGAUGAAUCAGGGAGUCCUAGAAGAACCACUUGCUUAAAAUAUUUGGUCCUAGCAAACAUGCUGAUGAAGUCCGGAAUAAAUCCAUUUGACUCUCAGGAGGCUAAACCAUACAAAAAUGAUCCCGAGAUUCUAGCAAUGACAAAUUUAGUAAGUGCCUAUCAGAAUAAUGACAUCACUGAAUUUGAGAAGAUUCUGAAAACAAAUCACAGCAACAUCAUGGACGAUCCCUUCAUAAGGGAGCACAUUGAAGAGCUUUUGCGAAACAUCAGAACACAAGUGCUUAUAAAAUUAAUUAAGCCUUAUACAAGAAUACAUAUUCCUUUUAUUUCUAAGGAAUUAAACAUAGAUGUAGCUGACGUGGAGAGCUUGCUUGUGCAGUGCAUAUUGGAUAACACUAUUCAUGGCCGAAUUGAUCAAGUCAACCAGCUCCUUGAACUGGAUCAUCAGAAGAGGGGUGGUGCACGAUAUACUGCAUUAGAUAAAUGGACCAACCAACUAAAUUCUCUCAACCAGGCUGUAGUCAGCAAGCUGGCUUAACAGAAAACAAGCUUUUUCAAAACGUACUUAAGGCAACAGUGCAGUGAUGUAAACCUUAAAAGAACUGGGAAUGGCAAAACUACUGUCGGUUGAUGUGCCCUGAAAUUAUUGGAGUUAUGGCAGAAGUGCUUUUUUGAUCAGCUGGUUUGUGUUUUGCUGCUGCAUUUAUCCCAAGAAAAACAGCUUUAAUCUCCAGAAGAAAACCAAAAUGCCACGGGAUUUAUGCUGUAUUGACAUCUCGCCCUAAACAUACAACAUGAUAGUAAUUUGUCAAGGGCAACUAAUGACCAGAGAGAAGAUUUUUUUGUCAUGAUUUUAAAUACACUGACAUGUUACUGUUGGUUAAAUUUAAACAUGUUUUACCUGCAGAAAUUCUCUCACAGAAAUAACCUGCAAUAACUUGAAAUGCAUACCCUUUUGAACACUUCCUUUUCUCAUGUAUUAAUUGAAAUGUUUGCUGCAUUUUUCAAAAUGUCAAUUCUCCAAAAAUGUGUCCGUAUAUUUCUGUACCUGCAGCGUAGUAAAGGUUUAGAGGAAACCCCGUAAUUAUAGUGGCAUACUGUCACUUAGGUUUCAAGCAGCAAAAUAAACAGUGCAGUUCAGAAAUUGUA
Molecule: messenger RNA, 1986 nt
Organism: Malaclemys terrapin pileata
Lineage: Eukaryota; Metazoa; Chordata; Testudines; Emydidae
Gene: COPS2
Product: COP9 signalosome subunit 2
Exons: 13
Coding region: 23-1375 (450 amino acids)
Biological process (GO): protein deneddylation
Cellular component (GO): COP9 signalosome
Molecular function (GO): protein binding
Source: RefSeq, a predicted model, not a curated record